AUGGCGCCGGCUGGCAGGAAGCGCCUGGGCAGAGCUGCGAAGGCCCCGGUGGUGGCUCAGGGUACGGCAGCCUAUGACUUUGGGAGACAAGAGAGAAGAGAGCUGAGGGGGCCAGAGGCUGAAGGAAACAGUCCACUAACUGAAUACUACGGGGGAAGAAGUCCUCCAGCAGGAACAUUUCUGGCAGAUGUGGGGAAUGAAUUGCAGAACAUGUUGGAAAGAUUUGAAGAUUUCCUUAGUUCCCCUUUCUACUGUGGAUGUGCAGAGACUGGGGCUGCCAGUGGUGAGGGCAAGACUCUUAGUAAAGAGUCCGAGUCAAUUUUUGAGUCCUCUAUAUGGAUCAGUCAUACAAGCAGCUGCAAAAGAGGAUUUUCAGCAUUAAGUGUCAAUAAGUGUAUGUUUAAUAUAGGUGACAUUAGAAAGCUUCUUUAUGAAAAGAGGAAAAGAUGCAUGAUGGAUACCAGAGCUUCUGUCAAAAACAUUAACCAGAAAAUUGAGCGUGUUUGGAAAACCCAGGAAGAGCAAAGGCAGAAGCUUUAUCACGAAUACUGUCAGCAGUUUCUAACUUUGCUUCAAGAGUGGGAUAUAGAUGUGCAGAAAGCCAAGGAAGAAGAGGAAAAACUAGCUAAUAUAUUUCGACAGCAACAAAAGGUUUUGCAACACUCUAGAACGGUUCAGAGCCAGAGAAUGCAAGCAAUUAAAGGGUUGUAUGAGCAAUUCUUGAAGAGUGUGGAAGACUUAGAGAAGAAUCAGGAAAAUUUUCUUACUGGUGAACAGAGUGAACUUAGGAAAGAAAUGGCCAUGUUGCAGAAACACCUUAUGAUGGAACAUCAGCAACAAGAGGUGGCAAUUUUUCAAAAGUCUCUUCAUUCUCCGUUAUUUUGA
This is a messenger RNA of Neomonachus schauinslandi (Hawaiian monk seal), 885 nucleotides long. Its product is annotated as synaptonemal complex protein 3-like. Gene Ontology annotation, cellular component: synaptonemal complex. The transcript has 10 exons. The record is from RefSeq and is a predicted model, not a curated record. Bases 1 to 885 code for a protein of 294 amino acids. Lineage: Eukaryota; Metazoa; Chordata; Mammalia; Carnivora; Phocidae. Gene Ontology annotation, biological process: spermatid development; meiotic cell cycle.